Saccostrea echinata is the source of this 1081-nucleotide messenger RNA. Its product is annotated as sodium channel protein type 4 subunit alpha B-like. The record is from RefSeq and is a predicted model, not a curated record. Gene Ontology annotation, biological process: sodium ion transmembrane transport; membrane depolarization during action potential; neuronal action potential. The coding region runs from base 17 to 1081 and encodes 354 amino acids. Gene Ontology annotation, cellular component: voltage-gated sodium channel complex; plasma membrane. The transcript is spliced from 8 exons. Gene Ontology annotation, molecular function: voltage-gated sodium channel activity. Lineage: Eukaryota; Metazoa; Mollusca; Bivalvia; Ostreida; Ostreidae.
CAAUCUGUUUAUAACCAUGACAAUACUCAUUAAUUGCAUUUUCAUGGCAAUGAUCGAAUACCCGGUAUUCUGGAUUGAAUACAUUUUUAUCGUUUGCUACACCGUGGAAGGUCUGAUAAAAGUCUUGUGCAGGGGACUGAUUUUUAAUCGUUUUACUUACCUGAGAGAUCCCUGGAACUGGUUAGAUCUUGUCAUCCUGAUCUGUGCAUAUUUAUCUUUGUGGUUUCAACUGGGCAGUAUAUCUGCAAUGAGGACUUUCAGAGUACUUCGUAUUCUUAAGGCCUUUGUAUAUAUACAAGCCUUACGGACAGUUGCUGGUGCAUUACUGGACGCAAUUCGCCGACUUCGUGACGUAAUCGUUUUAGCAGUUCUCAUGAUUUCAAUAUUUGCAAUUGUUGGAACUCAACUCUACAUGGGCACAUUGAGACACAAAUGUAUUACCAUCGAAAACUUUAAUGUUUCCUUCAAUCAUUCAGAAUUAGAAAACAAAUGGUUUCAACAUGUACAGAACACAGAUAACUGGUAUCAUACGAAGUCUGGUCAGCCACUAAUGUGCGGGAAUGGAACCGGAGCGGGAAGUUGUCCAUCGUCUUUCUUUUGUAUAAAGGAUACAAACAGCAAUCCUAAUUCAAACUUCACACAUUUUGACAAUUUUGGUGGAGCUCUCUUAUCUUCAUUUCGAUUAAUAGCACAGGACUUUUGGGAAAACCUAUACAAUCUGACAAUACGGGCAAAUGGAACACCUCAUUUUUUCUUCUUCUUCUUUAUUAUCAUACUUGGAUCCUUUUUCCUAAUAAAUCUUAUAAUUGCCAUUGUGGCCGUGUCCUUCAUUCACACGCUUAAUAAAGACAAACAAGAACAAGAAGAAGAAGCUGAAAGUGAUGACAAAAACGAACAGAACAAUAUAGGUGCAGGGAGGAAAAAUAAUUUGGAAGAUCAAAGCAGGGAAGUCACUGAUAUUGAAGAAAAUGAAGAAAAGGGGGAAAACGACGGUAUGAUUUUGUCAAUGACCUUUUCAAUAGAAUCAUAUAACAGAGAUCAAGCUAUCACUGUUCUUUAUACAACAUUUUGUCUAUCAUGA